AUGGCAGGCGCAAUCUUCAACCACGAGGAGCACGAAAGCCCCGCUCAUGCUUCCCCUCAACCUAAUGGCCACCACACUCCUGUCGCUAUGGAGAUUUUCCCCAUCACCAGAAUCCCCGCUUUAGAUACGAUCGAUCCCUACGCCGUCGCGAGACCUGCAUGUGAUGCGGUUGCGGAGAGUCCUCGGAUAGAGCUUUCCUGCAGUCGCGCAGCGACGGAGCUCAUCGACGACCUCGUCCAAGGCUACGCGCGCUUUAUUUCGAACUUCACUGGUCUGGAGGACGUCGCUUUUGGCAUCUUGCGCCGCGCGACAUGGCAGUCCACGUCGAAUCCUGCCACCGCGGUCAUUUCGGCUUCGGUGUUCUGGUCCGAGGAGCUGCAGGCAGGGGAGCCGAAUAACUGCAAAGUGCGCGAAAUCAACCAGCAAGAUUAUAACAAGGACGAGAUACAGUUCUCACUGGAACUCGGAUUGGAUGCCGAUCCUGAAAAUGGCGAGCAUCAAAUCUGUGCCAGUGGACGCGGAAAUGUCUUCACGCUUCACGCCGAUACCGUUGCGAACAACAACGCCCUCCAAGUCAGCUUCUCCUACCCAAAGCCACUGAUCCCCGACCCGGCUGUGAAUCAGCUCCUGAACACACUGGCGACUCAUCUGGCCAAUUCCUCCCCCUCUCUCAAUCUUGUCGCAUCCACGCCCGACCUUUCGAUUCUUAAUUUCCCACCACUGAUGAUACCCCCCACGAGAAAAAUAACGGAAGAUGUGGAACCACCGAGCUCGCGACAGCCGUCCCUCCUUCACGCCGCUUUUGAGGGCUGGGCCCGCAGAAAGCCUAAUGCGAUCGCACUCGACUUUGUACAUUCUUUACCCUCUGCCACAGGCUCGGCAGAGCACAGCAUUCUAACAUACGCCGCCCUUAACGUAGCAGCCUCGAAUUUGGCUGUGCACAUCAGAGCUCAGUUGUCGGUGGACGGCCAGGUGCCCGAGUAUGGACGUAUUAUUCCCGUUUAUAUGACCACAUCCCCCGAGCUUUAUAUUUCAUAUCUUGCCAUCCUGAAGGCCGGCUGUGCAUUUUCGCCUAUUCCUCAGGAUGCACCGGAGCAACGGGUUCGGGAAAUUCUUGAGGAAAUCAACUCCCCCAUUAUACUCGGCAAUGUUUCUGAGCCCGCCGCUGGUCCAUGGCGGCCGAUCGAUAGCCAAGAUGCAGCCACCGGUCAUGUCUGGAUUGAUGUGGUGGAAGUCUCCAGGUGGAAGGAGAUGCGUGGCGAUGCUGUCUUGGUGGAAACGAUCGAACCUCCCGAACCACUAGAUAUACAUGAAGACCAAGUUGCCUAUCUGCUAUUCACGAGUGGCUCCACUGGAAAGCCCAAGGGUGUCCAGAUCCAUCAUCUUGCUGCCACCUGUUCCAUCGAGUCUCAUGCGACUGCAAUUCCCCUUCCCGGUGAUUCGAUUGGCGAUUUCCGCUGGUUCCAAUUUGCAUCCCCUACAUUUGAUCCGUCACUCAUGGAGAUAUUCGUCACCUUGAGUAGCGGUGCUACUCUUUGUUCCGCGCAUCGACACUUGACUCUGACGGACCUUGAAGCCACAGUCAACGAAGCAAAGGCGACGGUGAUGAUGGCGACUCCGAGUUUGGCCGCUCUACUGCGGCCGUCCCACCUGACUACUCUCCAGUCAUUAUGGACGAUGGGUGAGAAACUUAAUCGAACAGUCAUCGAAAACUUCUCUCCAAAAUCAGGGGUCAAUGCCUCUGGUUCGGCUCCAGAACCAGCCAGGAUGUUGGUGAACGCCUAUGGCCCGACCGAAGGUGCCAUCAACUGUACUUUCCUGGCGCCUUUUGAAUAUUCCACGCGUGGUUCCAUCAUCGGCGAAGCUUUGCCCACGUGUGCAAUGUUGGUCCUUGACCCUAACAGCCACCUGCCUAAAGCAGUUCCUGCCGGUCUCGCUGGUGAAUUGGCGAUCGCCGGCCCCCAGGUUGGCAAAGGCUAUCUUAACCGCCCCAAAGAGACGGCCAAGUCCUUCGUUCACAGCCCAGAGUUUGGACCUGUCUACCGCACGGGCGACAUGGCGCGCAUUGUUUGGGAUGAGUCCGGCUCUCAGAUCAUUGAAUUCCUUGGUCGCAUAACGUCCGAUCAGGUGAAGAUAAGUGGGCGCCGCGUCGAGCUUGGUGAAAUUGAGUCCGUCCUUGCGACCGUUGGCUCUGUCACAGAGGCCGUUGCGAUUGUUUCUAAGCGCGACAAUGACGUCCAGGGGAGCGAACAAAUUAUCGCGUGUCUCGUGGCGAAUGGGUUAACCGAGACACAAAAACAGGAGCUAAUCCACCAAGCGCACCAAACCACCCAUCAGCACCUUUCAUCUUACAUGUGCCCUUCCGUGUACGCCUUUGUCGACACUUUGCCCCGAUCUAGCUCUGGAAAGGUAGAUCGCAAAGCUAUCGCGGACCAAUCACAGACGCCUGAGGCAUAUGGCGUGAAAUUUUACCGCACACCAAAACCCGAGCUCUCCGAUGUUGCUCAGUCCGAAUGGGAGAUGCCAGAAGAUGAGGAAACGAAAUCGACGCAGCAGCUUGUGAUUCGCCUGAUCGCCGACACGGUCGAGGAGGACGCAUCUGCGAUCAGACCCAACUCGGACCUCUAUUCGCUCGGUCUUGAUAGUCUUGGCGCCAUGCGAUUCCUACAGAACCUGAGAGACAAUGCCAUUGAAAGUUUGUCUGUAGGUGACGUUUUGCAAGCCGGUACUCCCAAGGGCCUGGUUGCCACUAUCCAUAAGCAAAACCAAAUGAAUGGGAGCGUGGCUUCCGGCGAGGCGGCCCGUCUGCAGACCUUGCAGGAGAGCCUUGCCCAAUUUAGCGACAGGAACCGUUUGACAUGCGCAGAGCGGCUUGGUGUAACGCCGGAGAAGAUCUCCGAUGUCUUGCCGACGACAGCCACGCAGUCGGGUAUGUUGACAAGUUUCUUGCGCAGCUCCGCCAAUAGCGCAUUCACCACCCGGUCGUACAUAUACCAUUCCGUCUUUCCCCUUGAAUCUGGUGUAGAUGUCGGGCGCCUUCAGCAGGCCUGGGAUACUGUCGUCGCAAGCUAUGACUCUUUCCAAACAGUUUUCUCCUUGAUUGAUGAUGACUUGGCACCGUUUGCGCAGUGCGUCUUAGUCCCCGGUGCCGUCUCUAAGUCAAAUUGGGAUGUAUACACCGCAGAUCACUCUGAAGAAGAAUCUCUACGCGAGGCCUGUCGAAACGCCGAGGAGACUAUCGAUUUAACAGUUCCCCCAUGGAAGCUGUCUCUCGUCACAUCUCCCAAAAGGUCUACAAUCGUAUUGAGCAUGUUCCACGGUAUCUUUGACGGAGGCUCACUACAACUCCUCCUUGAAGAUGUCUCAUCAGUCUAUGAUGGGCGCCCGUUGGGAAAACGAACCUCGCUGGAAUACACAGUCAAGCAGCAUUUCGGGGCCGAUCAAGAUGCCACAGCGGAAUUUUGGAAGAGCCAAUUGGAAGGCCAUAUACCUGUCGCUUUUCCUACCGUCACACCGAACCGCUCCCCUUCCCUCAAGACGAGCCAUCGCGUGGAAACAACAGCCCGCAUCAGCUAUGAUAGCUUGAAGAAACAGUCAAAGAGCAUCGGCUCGACCCCGCUUGCCGUACUCCAAGCAGCUUGGGCAUCGGUCUUGCUAGCCUACAGUGGAACCCCUGACCAAGAUGUGGUUUUGGGUAGUGUUGUUUCCGGCCGACUUGACACUGAGUCGGAAGUCUGUAUUGGUCCGACCUUCAACAUCAUCCCCGUUAGACUCGCUCUCAAUCAGGUUGCGAAGGACGCCCAAGGAUCGUGGACCAAUAGGUCCGUAGCUCGCCACUUGACGUCACUUAAUGCCAAAACCAUCUCUCACUUGCAACCCCCUCUCGGGGCAGUUGCAACUGCAGAUGGCCGACUCCCCUAUGACACGCUCCUGAUCUAUCAAGACUUUAACGCCGGAUCUAGGGCUAGCGGACUUUGGACUUCUAUCGAUAAUCCACCGAUGGCGAAUGAAUUCGCAGUCAUGAUUGAAGUAUGGCCCGAAGUUGAUUCAUCCCUGACUCUCCGGGCCACUUUCAACGAUACCCAUAUUGAUCAUCACGCUGCGGAAAUCAUGCUCAAGCAGAUGUCCGAUAUCGUUGAUUACUUCCUUGAAAGCCCGGAAGCGAACUUCCAUGAUGCUUCUUCGCAGACGCAAAUCGAUCUUAAGUCCUCUUUCAACCCAAAUGCGGCCGUGGCUUCCGAAGCAUUGGAGGGUGCAUUGUUACACACUUGGUUUGAAGACCAUGCUGAUACCCAUCCUGACGACGUUGCGUUGCUCUUCAAGGGCAAUUUGGACGAUGAAAAUGACCCCAGUAACAUCUCGUGGACCUAUGGACAGCUCAAUGCCAUGGCCGAUGACCUCGCAGACCAUCUCCUCCAGAUCUCUGGUCCUCUAAUUAACAGCCCUAUCCCAAUCUGCAUCGACAAGAGUCCAGUCAUGUACGUUGCCAUCCUUGGUAUCCUCAAAGCUGGUGGUGCCUGGUGUCCAAUCGACACGUUCUCCCCGUCGCAACGCCGUCAUGAUCUCAUUGCCCGCACGGAAGCGAAUUUCCUACUCGUAUCAAGCCAAGAUCCCCCCCAGCCAGAGGACGCCAUCCCGACUGGCGUGGAGAUGGUGGAUGUCAGUCGAUUCUGUGAUGAGAACGCCGCAAAGAACUCUCAGAAGCGAAACAGUACCAAACACCGGAGCAACCCAGAUUCUAUGGCAUACUUGAUCUGGACCAGUGGUACCACCGGUGCCCCGAAGGGCGUGCCAAUUACGCACGCUGCUGGUGUUUCGUGCAUGAAAUCUCUCCAUAAGGACAUUCCAACGGACGUACAAGAAGGUGCUGUGAGGUGUAUGCAGUUCUCGCAAUACACAUUUGAUGUAUCGAUCCAGGAUUUCUUCUAUACUUGGGGAAUCGGCGGUGUCCUGAUCUCUGCUUCGAGGGAAAUCAUGCUCGGUUCAUAUGCCAAACUGGCCAAUGUGACAAAGGCAACCCACGCACAUCUUACUCCAGCGUUUGCCGCCAACGUUCCGAGAAAGGCCUGUGAGACAUUGAAGGUGAUUACCAUGAUUGGUGAAAAGCUGACCCAGCCUGUGGCCGAUGACUGGGGUACUGAUAUGCGGGCUUUCAAUACCUAUGGCCCAGCCGAGGUUACCAUCGUUUCAACCAUCAGGGAGUUCGGCAACGAGCACAAGGCUAUCAAGAGCGCCAAUAUCGGAUGGCCUAUGGACACCGUGUCCGUUUUUGUGACCAAGAACCAGCGUAUGGUGAUGAAGAACGCCGUGGGCGAAUUGGCGCUGGGUGGUCCGCAAAUCUCCCCGGGCUACCUCAAGCAGGAAGAUGUCACCAAGGCGAAGUACGUUUGGAACGAUGAGGCAUCGCAGGUUCUGUAUUACACGGGGGAUCUAGUCAGAAUGCUCAGCGAUGGCUCUUUGGAAUAUAUCAAUCGCGUUGAUGAUCAGAUCAAGAUCGGAGGUAUCCGCGUCGAGCUCAGUGAAAUCACAUUCGCCCUCAACGAUUGCCACACUCUGGUCGAGAACAUCGAGACUAUGGUUCUCAAUCGUCCUGACAGACCUGUCCAAGUCGUUGUCGCGUUCUUGUCUGCUCCUGGUGCUGUUACAGUUGAAGACGAUGAAGGAGAGCUGUCGCUGGUCAACGAUACCGCCCUGGGAAUUGCCAGGGCCACCAGGGACAAGGCAAUGGAUUCGCUGCCUAGCCACAUGAUACCCUCCGCGUAUAUCGUUGUCAAGAACAUUCCAAGAACGCAAUCCGCCAAGACCGACCGUCGAGCCCUCCAGCAGGCAUACACUACCAUCGAUAUCGAAACGUGGGAUAGCCGGCUCAAUCCGGAAAACCUUGCUGCUGAAGAGUCAUUUGAUGCUGAUUCCGCCGACGCUGCUACUGCUUCCAAGAUUGUAGACAUCGUCGCGACUCUCACUAACAUCGCGCCGUCGGUUAUCGCGCCCUCCACCAGGCUCCGCAGUCUUGGUCUCGACUCUCUCCGUGCGAUUCGACUUACCGGGAAGCUGAAGGACAAUGGGUUCCCGCUAUCUGUUGUUGAAGUCCUCAACUGCGUUACCGUCCAGGACUUGGUGAAGCUUGCUAAUUGCUCUUCCGGCACUGAAGACGCCACAAUCACUAAGUUCGACCUAAAUCAAUUCCACAGCUCCUGGCAUGGAGUGGCGUCAGAGAAGGUGCACGAUAAAUUCAGCACCGUCCGAGCAACAACUCUUCAAGAAAGUUUAAUUAGUGAGACAAUGGGGACAUACGACAUGUACUGGAGCAACCACUUCUUUUCUCUGGAUCAGUCGGUGGAUCUCUCUCGACUAAGGCAGGCCUGGAUCGCUGCUUGUCAAACGACGGAGGCGUUGAGAACUGGUUUCAUUCCCGUGGCUGAGCUCGACAGUCGCAAGGCCCAGGAUGGCUUGGACUUUGCCAUCCUCCAGCUGAUCUACAAACUGCCGAACCUGGACUGGGAAGAGCACACAUGUACCGGGCAAGAUUGGACAGCUGUCCGUGAUCAGAGAAUCAAGGAUAUCAUGACAAAGCACCAGAACAAUUACUUCCGCAACCCACCGUGGGGAGUCACCGUGUUCGACAAUGGAGACGAGAGAAUCAUGGUCCUGACUCUCCACCAUGCUAUUCACGACGAGCCUUCGCUCCGGUUCAUCAUGGAGAACGUACAAUCGGCUUAUACCUCCGAGCCGCCUUCGAGACGUCAACUCAGCGAUGCCCUCUCUAUCCUUCUCCCGACAGAGACUCGGAGCCGAGAUACCCGGGCGUUCUGGAAAACUGAGCUGGAGAAGUUCUCGGAUCUCGAUGUUCCUGUGUGGCCCGACCUUACCGGGAAAAGGGUGCAGCCCGAUUCUGUGCAGGAAUACAAUCUUAUGGUAGAGGAAAUCCCGCUCUCGGUAUCCUCUUCGAGACUCCAAUCUGUUGCAGCGUCGCUGGGAGUAUCUUCGGUGGCCUCAAUAAUUCGGGCAGCGUGGGCCUACGUUUCUUUGAGCUACUUGGGUUUGCCCGCGACGGUGUUCGCUGAAACCCUUUCUGACCGUGUCUUGCACCCGGACCUUGAAGAUGGCGUCGGUCCGUUGAUUUCGGUGGUUCCGGUUCCGUUCCAUCCAGAGGGAAGUGCACGGGAGGUUCUCGCGGAGCAGCAGCGACUGUCGAGUCAGACAUGGAAACAUCGACAUAUCCACGCCCGAGAAGUCAGAAAGAUGCUCCAGCGUCCGCGUGGGGAACCCCUGUACCCGGCCGUCUUCAAUUUCCAAGUCAUGAACGAGGAGACCCAGCAGUCAAGCCAAUCUACUAUGUGGCGUGAAUUGGAGGAUUUGAUUGGCCUGCAUGUCGAACAUCCCAUGGCUUUGAAUGUCUUCCAGCACACCAACGAUGCCAUUGUGGUUGAAGCUUGGUCAGAUAGCCGCAUCAUGAGUCGUGACCAGCUGGCUAUUUUCGUACGCCAGGUUGACAGCCUUGUCAGCUCGAUGUUGCAGCAUCCUGAGAAGCCUCUCAACGAGCUCGUCAAUUAUGUUCCCCAGUCACUGCGUUCUCUCUCUAGCCGUCCCGUCAGCGAUGAAGUCAAAAAUUCUGUUUACUCGUCUCCGACUCACUGGCUGGAGCAUUACGCCAAGGAACAGCCGGAUUGGGUCGCUCUGGAGGUCGCGAGCAAGAUCGCCCCCGAGGACGAAAAUUUGCCCGCGGAUCGGAAGGCGUUCUUGGUCGAAGAUGGAGACUGUCCUAUGCUGUUUACUGAAAAUCCAUUUAUGGAUUCGUUUAAUGGCAUCCCUGAUGGCUGUCGUACCAUUCUCAUUGAUGGUCCGGAGUUUCAUCAGCUGUUGGAACCAAUGUCGCCCGAAACCCAAGACUACCAGUCUCAUCCUGACGACAACUCAUAUCUCCUAUUCACGUCCGGAUCGACUGGUAAACCCAAGGGUGUUAUGGUUACCCGAGGAAAUCUCUCGUCUUUCAUCGAGUCCUUCUCUGAGUUCUGCUGCCGAGUUGCCCCAGCCACGUUGAAACUGGGCGGUACCGGCAAAUAUCUCGCCCAAGCCAACAGAGCAUUCGAUCCCCAUCUUCUGGAGAUGCUGUUCCCAUGGCGUCAUGGAAUGGCGACCGCUACUGCGCCCCGGCCAAUGAUUCUUGAUGAUUUGCAAACAACGCUUUCCAAAUGGGAAAUCACGCAUGCAAGCUUUGUGCCGUCGCUCGUGGACCAAGCUAGCCUCUCCCCUGAAAACUGUCCGAAAUUGAAGUUCAUGACUGUUGGUGGUGAAAAGAUCUCCAAGCGGGUCUUGGAUACAUGGGCUGUCAAUCCGUACACUUCGCUUGUGAAUGCUUACGGCCCAACUGAAGUGACUAUCGGUUGCACAUUUGCGCACGUCGGAAAGGACACCAAUCUGCGAAACAUUGGACCGCCGUUGCCCGCUUGCGUCUGUCAUGUUCUCAUCCCUGGUACCCUUGACUACGCUCUCAGGGGACAGACCGGAGAACUGUGUUUCUCUGGUGAUAUCGUUGCCAAGGGAUAUCUCAACAGACCAGAUGCAGGUGGCUUCACUCCAGGGCCCAAUGGUGAGAAAAUGUAUCGGACAGGUGAUAUUGGACGUUUGAUGGUGGACGACUCUGUUGAAUAUCUUGGUCGCGGCGAUGAUCAGACCAAGAUCCGUGGUCAGAGAUUGGAACUCGGGGAGGUCUCUGAGGUCCUUCGUUCCGCGUCGUCUAUCGGUGUGGACGUCGUAACGACAGUCGCGAAGCAUCCUGGUCUUGCGCGAGUGCAGCUUAUCUCAUUCAUCGCGCGAAGUGGCACUCGUCAACGCGAAAAGAACGAAAAGGUGGCCAUUGUUCAGUCAGAUUUUGCAACUCUGGGCAAGGAUCUUCAGACCAUUUGCCAGAAGAAGCUUCCGGGAUACAUGGUUCCAGAGAUCGUUCUGCCCAUCACGUAUAUCCCAUUGGCCCCUCUGUCAGGGAAGGCCAAUGUCAAGGAUCUCCAUGCCCUAUUCGCGGAGCUUCCUCUCCAGACUGUCCUUCUUGGAAACAGCUCGUCCAAUACUGGCGACGAUACUCUUAGUCGUCCUCUGACUUCCGAUGAAAGCGCCGUGGUCCAGGAGAUUUGCAAGGUGGUUUCGACCGACGCGUCUGCUUACAGUCCAAUGACGAAUAUCUUCGAGAUGGGCGUGGACAGUCUCAGCGCCAUCGGCCUUUCUAUUAAGCUGAGGAGGAUUGGCUACGCCGCUACCGUUGCUCUCGUCAUGAGCAACCCCAUUGUCGAGCAACUGGCACGUCUUCCCCGGAGCUCGUCUUCCACUACCGACGCGGCUUCAUCGAAACUGCGGGAGAUCGUUCAGGAAAUGGACUCUCAAUAUCGGGAAAAUGCGCCGGCUGGCGUCGAUCUAUCCGCUGUUUCCUCCGUCCGCCCUUGUCUGCCGCUUCAGGAGGGCUUGGUUGCUCGGUCCAUGAACAACGAUGGCGACAAUCUAUACGUCAACCAUGUCGUUUUGAAGCUUGAAGAACACGUUGAUGCAAAACAAUUGAAGUCUGCAUGGCAAACUGUUGCUACGGACAAUGAAAUCAUGAGAACCGCAUUUGCUCCUCUCGACAAGCAAAUGGCCCAGGUCGUCUUCUCUGCAGACUUGCACCAGAUCCGCUGGACGGAGGAGACUUACCACAGCCUAGAAGAGGCACUCGAGAAGAAAAGUGACCAGCAAGCGAGUAUCUCGCGGGAUAUCAUUUCGUCCAUUUCCCAGACGCCCCCAGUCCGGUUUCAAUUGGCAAAGUCUGCGGGAACAGAACAGCCUCUGGCUCUCUUCAUCUCCAUCCACCACGCCCUUUACGAUGGUGAAUCGUUUUCGAUGUUGUUGGAAGACGUAGCGGCGCGUUACGCAGCAGAAUCGGUUCCCGAGAGAGGCUCGCCGUCGGCUUUUAUCGAACACAUCUAUUCCCAAGAUCAAUCCAAGGCACAGCAACACUGGGCGCAACACCUUGCUGAUUGCCACCCAACAACUUUCCGGGACGAUUUCAACGUCAUGGAACAUCCCAAGCCUGCUAACAAGCUUCUUAGCACCAAGCUCUCUGAACUGGAACGUCGUUCGGCAAGCCUCCACACAACAGUGCCGAAUUUGGUGCAAGCAGUCUUCGCUCUGUUACUUGCCGACACGGUUGGUGUUUCUGAUCUGACAUACGGAUUAGUCCUCUCUGGCCGAGCUGUUUCGGUUCCUGGAGCUGAGUCUGUACUUCUGCCGUGUAUCACCACUAUCCCCGGACGACUGAACACCAGCGAUCUCGACACUGUCAAUGAGGUCGUUGGGGCUGUUCAAAAAUCGACUGUCAAAUCCCUCGAUUUCCAGCACACUUCGCUGAGACAUAUCCAACGCUGGUUGAAAUCUGAAACGCCUCUAUUUGACUGUCUGUUCUCUUACAUUCGCUCCACCGCGCCUCCCAAGCACAAUUUGUGGAGUGAAUUGGACAGCCACAUGCCAGCUGAGUAUCCGCUAGCCGUUGAGGUUGAAGCCAACCACGACAAGGACAUUGUCUCCCUCAACUGUCUCUUCUCUUCUGCUUUCGGCGCCGUGCAUGAUGGAGAGGAAUUCAUCGAAAAGAUGGAUACCGUUAUAUCGAGUGUCGUGGCUGGGGAAAGUCUCUCGUUGGAUAGCUUCAAUCUCUCUCAAUCGCAUACGUCUGGCUCUCGCCCUUCCGCCAUCAAGUGGGAUGAGACCACCUGGUCAGCCACAGAGGAAAAGAUUCGUGAGCUAACCGCGGAGUUCUGCGGCUUGGGUGCGAAGGAUGUGUCCAAGGGUGCUUCGUUCUUGAGCCUGGGUGUCGAUUCCGUGACCGCCAUUCAAUUUGCGCGUAAACUGCGCGAAGCAGCACUUGAGGCAUCGUCAUCUGAUGUCAUGCGCUUUUCUUGUGUCGGUGCACUUGCCAAGCAUAUUAAUGAGGCCUCGGCUCAGAAGCCUCAAAGCAAUGGCGUCGUGGAGUCCAGUGUGGCCCAGGUCCCGGUUGAUGCUUAUCAGAAGCACGUCCGUCUUCUCAGCAGUGACGAUUCUGUCGUCGCAAUGUUUGAAAGUACACCCCUUCAAUCAGGAAUGAUAACACAGACCAUCGCCUCUACAGGUCAAGUCUAUGUCUAUCCUCAUCCGAUCAGACUCGCUACAUCCACCGACGCCAGCAAGCUCAAGACUGCCCUUUUCCAAGUGAUCGAGGCAAAUGACAUUUUGCGUACCUCUUUUCACUUGAUCGAGGAACUUGGUACAUCCUGGAUCGGCGCUGUUCACUCAAACCCACCUUUCGAGUGGAAGGAGAUCGAACUUCCCUCUGGUGCUGAUAUUCUGCAUGAGGUCUCCUCUCUUUACUCGUUUAGCGAGGAGUCGUCCUUCCAGGUUCCCCCCAUUCGCUCAACUUUGGUUAGCCAGCCGGAAGGAAGACUUCUUGUUGUUACUUUGCACCACGCCCUGUACGACGGUGCUUCUAUUCCGUUCUUCUUCGAAGACCUUGCCAGGUUUUAUGACGGAGAAAUUCCAGUGGAGAGACCUCCCUUCUCCCAGACCGUACAGCACGUGCUCAGCGGGCAGGAAGAAUCCUGUGAAUUUUGGGUCAACAAGCUCCGCGGAUACGAAGUCGUGGAGAUGCCGGAACUUCCAGCUACUGAGGCGUCGGACAGGAUGCUACUUUCGGAGUACCGCGUUGACCUCGACCUGGAUUCAAUCGUUGAGUCCUGCAAAAAAAUGGAAGUUACAGUCCAAAGCGUGUCCCUUUUGGCAUAUUCCAAGGUGCUUGGUCGUCUGAUUGGCAAGCGCGACGUUGUGUUUGGACAGGUUUUGGCUGGUCGCUCGUUGCCGACCCCCGAGGCUGAACGUACUCUUGGUCCCUUGUUCAACACUGUUGCUCACAGGGUGACUUUCGAGCCCAAAUUCUUGAGCAACAAGGCAAUGGCCCGCAGCCUGCAGGAAAUGACGAAUGAUGCCCAAAUCUACCAACAUGCCCCUCUGCGGACUGUUCAGAACUCCCUGCGACAGAGCGGCGAUCUCAAAUCGGCGUCGCUGUUCGAUACUCUGUUCGUUUUCCAGAAGAGUGCCGAUUUCGCUGGCAGCAUCCUUGAAGAGCAGAAGAUCUGGACGCCAUAUGAGUCGGACGAUUACGCUGCCCAGGCUGAGUACAAGCUCAACCUUGAAGUCGACCAUGCUCGUGACGGUAUCGUUGUCCGAUCCACGUGCAACGGCUUGUACCUGUCGCAGGAGGCACUCGAUGGGUUAAUGAGCGAAUUUGGUGCUGUUUUCAAGGACAUCGUUGACACCCCCGCGAGGUGUGCUACAACAUUCCCUGAACAACUCAAGGAGCUGCCCCUCAGGGUGUCACAAGAACAACCCAGCGAGCAGGAGCUUGAUACAUCUGAUGCACCAGCUCAGGAGUCCGUUGUUCACGCUGUCCUUGCGGAUGUGUCUGGUCUUCCUCUUGACAAGAUCAAACCGAGUACUAGCAUCUUCAGCAUUGGGUUGGACUCUUUGUCGGCGAUUCGCAUUGCCUCUAUUUGCCGAUCCAAGGGUCUGAAAGCGAGCGUGGCGGACAUUCUCCAAGGGAACACUUUGCGCGGCAUUAGCCAGCGUAUCAAACCCAUGCCCGCGCAAACUGCCACGCCCCAGGGGCCGCUUAUCGACAAUUAUACCGAAGUGGAAGAAGCGGUUCUUAAGAAAUUAAACAUCAAGAAAGAAGCGGUGGAUACGAUUUUGCCCUGUCUGGGUGGUCAAUUUUUCCAUCUGGUCGGUUGGUUGAAGUCUGGAAGGAGGCUCCUCGAGCCUGCCUGGCCCUACUUCAGUACUGAGCGUCUUGAUAACGCGAAGCUAGAGGAUGCCUGGUUCAAACUUCGACAAAGGCACCCAGUGCUGCGGACAUGCUUCGCGGCUACUUCUCCGAAUGAUGCAGUUCAAAUAGUUAUGAAACACACAGCUCGCGGCACGUCGACCUUCAAGGUGAUCCAGACCUCUUCUUCCAUUGCAGAAGCCGCCAAGGCACAGGCGAAAGAAGAAGCUGCACGUCCGUCUUCCCUUUAUGUCCCUCCUGUUCGUCUGUGCCUGUUGAAAGCAAGCGACCGGGAUGGAAUCCUCAUUAUCGUCAAUCACGCGGCCUACGAUGCCUGGACCAUGCCCAUGUUCGUUUCAGAGCUUGUCAAUAUUUACCGCAAUGAGCCUUUGGAAGCCACUCCGGAUUUCCGCUCCUUCGUGGAUUUCUCUGUGCGCUCCCUGCGCGAUCUCGACGAGAAGACAUACUGGUCUUCUGUUGUCGACUCGGGCGUGCCUACUGUGAUCAAGAAGUCUCAGCCUACCAACGACGACGACCAGUCAUCUCUACUCUGUAGCGCCUGGGAUACACUCAAAAGAUUCUGGUAUCCUGCUUCCACCGAAGAUACCAACAAGUCGGAUCAGCUCUUCGUUGGAGCUUGGGAGAAGGUCAAGAACCUGUCUCAAAUGGAAAGCGCGUGUCGGGCUGCAGGCCUGAGCCUCCAGACCGUGGUCCUCCUCGCUGUUGCACGCGCUCUUGGCCGGAUGACUGGAGUCGAGAGUCCUAUCAUGGGUCUAUACCAGACCGGUCGAUCGGCUUCAUUCGCAGACAUCGAGAAACUCUCCGGGCCGUGUCUGAACGUGAACCCACUGGUGAUCCCUAACGCCAUCUCUGACCACGACGGAUCAGACCCCAGUCUGCUAGAGAAGGCACAGUCCGUGCAAUCAUCCCUCGCCGAGCGCGUCUCCUUCGAACAAAGCUCCAUCAUGGACGUCCUCCGCUGGAACUCCACCAAGAACAACGGAGGCCCGCUCUUCAACGCCUGGGUCAACCUCCUCUGGAUGCAGAACGGUGUCCCGUCCUCCGCCGACACCAACCCUGGCGCAGACACAGAGAAGGCCGACCAAGGAGACCUCUUCCUCCCCCUCCGCAUCGGCGUGCCCACGGACUUUAUCCCCGCACAGCCGCUACCAGGCCUGGAGUCGACUUCCGUGUCUGCGCUAGACACCUCCCUUCUGCCUGAUGAGAACGUAUUCAUCGACAUCGGCCCUGACCCCAAGACUGACACCAUUGGUUUUGGUAUUCGUGUCGAAGGCGGCGUCAUGGAUGAGAGCGAGGUCAACCAGAUGGUGUCUGAUAUUGGAGCUGAGAUUGAGCGGAUUGUGGGCUCUUUGCACUAA
Molecule: messenger RNA, 14190 nt
Organism: Aspergillus candidus
Lineage: Eukaryota; Fungi; Ascomycota; Eurotiomycetes; Eurotiales; Aspergillaceae
Gene: sidC
Product: nonribosomal siderophore peptide synthase SidC
Exons: 3
Coding region: 1-14190 (4729 amino acids)
Biological process (GO): secondary metabolite biosynthetic process; amino acid activation for nonribosomal peptide biosynthetic process
Cellular component (GO): cytoplasm
Molecular function (GO): catalytic activity; phosphopantetheine binding
Source: RefSeq, a predicted model, not a curated record